AAUAUUAUGGGAUAUGGUAAACGUCGUUCCGGUUCAUUGGUAAGAUGGCGUAUCAGCAACCACUGCAGCAACAGCCAGGAGUUCCUGGACAAGUACAGUGGAUGGCAGCACCUCAGGCUCCGAUGGGCUGCCCUCCAGGUCUAGAGUACCUUACUGCAAUUGAUCAGUUGCUCGUGCAACAACAGGUUGAGUUACUGGAAGCUUUUACUGGAUUUGAAACAAACAACAAGUACAAGAUAUGUAAUGCCAUGGGUCAACAAGUCUACUUUGCCGCUGAAGGUAAUGCUGCCAGUAACAGAUAUCAACAACAGAGGAACUUAUUCAAGUAUCUCUGGAUUCAUACAAUGUAGUUUACCUUAAAGUACCUUUUGUUAAUCUCCCCAAAAAUGACAACCCCAUCAGUAUUUGUGAUCAGUCAAUGCAUAGUUUGUCAAUGACGUGGCUAAGAACUGUCUGUGGGCUAAUUUCACUGACUGAUUGAGACCGGGGGCAGGGCAUUCUUGGGUUUCACACGACAUCACAAGCUUUGCUCAAAUCAGUGUCCGCCAUGUUGGUGUCCCUCAGGUGUCAAAUUUAUGCUAAUAAUAGUCCAUUUCUACAGUGAAUCACUCUAUUAUUUCGGCGACUACAUGAAUAUCCAGGAAGACAAAAUCGAUAAAAGUACCACGCAUUCAUCUAAAGGUAUCCCAGUGUUCUCUGAGUAUGCUAAAAGCUUAGAGAGUCGAGUAAAGGAAAGAUAUUCGCAAAAGAUCUCGGUCAUUGGUGUUGACCCGGCAAGCAUACCAACCAAGCAGUUCAGUCCAGAAUGCUUGCCUCCCGUGGAAGUCUUGGACUUGCUGAGUUACCGCGUUCUUGAGACCAGCUUCUACACCAACAAGCAGUUCAAGGCGUUCAAGAGUCUGGAGGCAUUUAACCAAAUGGUGUCAGGAUUUGUAACCUCAGUUGUAGGCAAAGUAAUUACCGGCAAGUAUGUUGUGAGAGCACAUGUUCAGCAUUCACAGGGUAUGAAUGAUCCUUUAGUGAACAUUUGGGUCAUUUCCGAAAGCGAUGGGACUAUUUUGUCAGCCCAUUGCUUGGGAUGCAAAGUUGGACUGGCUGAGUCAUGCUCACAUAUCACAAGUGUUUUAUUUCAUUUAUUUAGAGGCAACUACACGAAUUCAUGGUAAGCUCGCUUGCAUGCAGGUAAAAUGAUCAUGGAUUUUGCCGACAUAUGUCAAUGAAGUGCCGUAUGCGAGGGCUAAGGACAUCGAUUUUUCAUCGGCUAAGAAGCUCAAAGAAAAGCUCAACCAGAAAAUUGAGGAUCUACAACAGCUGCACGCCUCGAACCAUACAGCAGUUUCUAGUUCUGGGACUGCAUUGGCCGGCACAUCAGCGCCUCAGCGCAUGCAGCGCACAUCGCUUCCUUCAAAAGAGGAAAUGGAUCAACUUUAUGCCAAACUCAAUCAGUGCAAAAUUAAAGCAGUAACUUUAAAUUUAAUCAAUCCUUUUGCUAAACAAUUUAUCAACCAAAGCCGCUCUGUUCCAGUAGUUUCAGAGCUGUUUCAUGCGGAUAAUUUGAGCCUUGGCUAUUUGGAACUGUUGGCGUAAUGCAUUCAAGUACAGUUAAACAUUUCAGCAGAGCAAAUCAAGCUGGUAGAGGAAACCACCAGGGCUCCGUCAAAAGGUACAGGCUUUUUUAAGCAUUGUGCUGGAAGAAUUGGCACUUCCAUUAGCACUUCCUUCGCAGCGCCUUACUAAAACGAUUUGCUAUCCUAGUCUGUACAAACUGAACACCACUGUAGUCAAACAUGGCUGCAAACAUGAGGAUGCCACUAUUCAGGCCUAU
This is a messenger RNA of Orbicella faveolata, 1825 nucleotides long. Its product is annotated as phospholipid scramblase 1-like. NCBI's taxonomy places the organism in Eukaryota, Metazoa, Cnidaria, Anthozoa, Scleractinia, Merulinidae. Gene Ontology annotation, molecular function: phospholipid scramblase activity. Gene Ontology annotation, biological process: plasma membrane phospholipid scrambling. Gene Ontology annotation, cellular component: plasma membrane. The record is from RefSeq and is a predicted model, not a curated record.